Messenger RNA from Plasmodium gallinaceum, 4215 nucleotides. Its product is annotated as conserved Plasmodium protein, unknown function. The record is from RefSeq and is a predicted model, not a curated record. The coding region runs from base 1 to 4215 and encodes 1404 amino acids. The transcript has a single exon. NCBI's taxonomy places the organism in Eukaryota, Apicomplexa, Aconoidasida, Haemosporida, Plasmodiidae.
AUGAUAAUAAAUGAAAAUGAAUAUAACGAACAUUUAAGAGUAACUUCAAGUUGUUGGUUAAGUAAAAAUAAAAUAAAUAGUUUUGAAAAUAAAAAAAAAAAUUCAAGUAAAAAGAAUACUGGAAUUUGUCCUAACUUUAAUAUAUGUCCUAUAUCUGUUACUUUGCCAAUUAUAAAAUUAAAAAAUGAUUUAGAUUGUAUAAGUGAAAAUAAGCAAAUAAAUAGAUUAAGAGAGAAAAAGAAUAAAGGAAAGAUACAAGAAAUAAAUUUCAGAAAUGAAGAUGAAAUUUCUUCUAUUCUAUUAAGAAGUAAAGCGUUUAAUGAAACAUGGAAUUUAUUAAAUAAUUUUAUGAAUUGUUUUAUUUAUAAUUAUUUAAAUGAAAUGAUAGAAAAAGAAAUAAAUUUUUUAAACAACAAUUUGUGUCUUAAAGAUGACAAAUUGUCGUUAUUAAUUAUAAAAACCCAAAGUUGUUCUUUUGUAAAUCUAUUACAAUAUAGAAUUAUAUCUCAAAAAUUAAAAAAAUUAAAUAAUUGCGAUCAAAAAGAAAAAAAAGAAAAAAAUGUUUUAGAAGAUGAUAUAUUAAAUUAUAAGAGCUUGAAUAAUCAGUCAAAAUCAUUUGUAUUACUAAAAAAAGAAAAAUAUAUAAUAUCUUGCAUAAUUAAUGCUUAUUCAAAUGAUACAGUAGAAAGUAUAAUUAGUAGAAUUAUUAAAAAAAUUAAUUCUAAUGUUUUUAUAAAAAUAGAUAAAAACAAUUUAAAUGACUUAUUUAAUAAAAUAUUAAAAAAAAAAAAUAGUGUUUUAAUUAUUUUUAUGAAUAAUUAUUUGAAAUUAAAAGCAUCUACAUUUAAUGGAAUUUUGUUAUAUUUAACACAUUUAAAAGAACUACAUUCUGUAAAUAUUAGUGUUAUUAUAACCAAUAAUUGCGUCUUAUCUGCUCUGAGUAAUUUAGAUCAUUUUAUAAAAAAAAAUUUUCAUGUUAAUAUUUGUAAUUUAUAUUUAAAUUAUUAUAAUUUAAUCGAAAAUAUUAUAUUUUCUCCUAUCUUUAAUAAUAUUAUAUUUAAGAUAAAAGAAUAUAACUCUUUAAUAGAUCAUAUAUUUUUUUGCAAUCAUAACUUUAGCUUUUUAAAACUAAAAUAUUUUUUUUAUUUGUUUAUACGAGAUUUUUAUGAUAAAAAAAUACUAUCUUUUUUAAAUAUUCCUCUAAUAUACUUUAAUAAUAAGAAUGAAACAAAUGAAAAAUCAAAUAAUAAAGACGAUUAUACUAAUAAUUUCAAUGAAUUCAAAUUUAACCUAAUUGAGUCUUUUGAUUUGAUUAACGUAGAAAAUAUUCAUGAAAAAUUUAUUCUUUUGCUGUUUGCAAGUAAUUUUUAUGAGAAACAUAUUAAUUAUUUAAAAUAUAAAAGUAACUAUCACUUUUUAUAUAUUGAAAAUCAGUUAAAUAAGAAAAGUGAGAAAAACAUAAAAAAUAAUAAUAAAAAUGGUAACAAAUGUAAUUCAUUACUGUUAUCAAAAAGAAAAAGAGAAAAUAUUAAAGUUGCAAAUACUAGUAUAUUAGAUGAUCAUAAAUCAAAUUUUGAAAAAGAAAAUAUAAUAAAAAAGAAAAAUAAUAAAAUAAAAAAUUCUAUUAUGGAAAAAUUAGAAGAAAAAGAAGAAAAAUAUAAUGGAAACAUAUGUAAAAAAAAAAGAAAAAUAAAUCUCAAGUAUUCAGAUAAAAUUUUUGAAGAAAAUGUUGAUGUGGUAAACAAAAGAAUUAUGAAUAAAGAAAAAAAAGAAAAUGAAUCUCUUUUUAAUUGUAUUAUGAAUUUUAACUUUAUGAAGUGUGAGUAUGAAUAUGAUAGUUCUAAUAACAAUAGUUCAAAUAAAAAAAUUAUAAAUAGAAAGAAAGAAAAUAAUAAUAAUAAUAAUAAUAAUAAUAAUGAUGGUGAUGGUAAUGAAAGAAGUGAAUUAAGUAAAAAGAUGAAUAAUAAUAAUGAAAAAGAAUAUUUAAUAAAUGAAGCUAAUAUGAGUGAAAUAAAUUUUUAUUCAAAAAAUGAUUCUAUCAAAAAAAAAUUAAAAAUUAAUGAAAAAUUCAAGAAUUUUUAUUUUCAAAAUUACUCCACACAUUAUUUAUCUGAAGGUUUAUCACCGAUUAACAGACUAAUUGAUGGAGACUUUAUAAAUAAUUGUAAUGUAUUAAAGCAAUAUGUAAUAAAUAAUAUAUCUAUUCAUAUGAAAAGUGAACAUAAUUUUGAUUCUUUUAAAAUGCUUAAGAAAGAAUGGAGUAAUAAUGAAUAUAAAAAAAUAUACAAAUAUGAACAAAUAGCUUCAAACAUGGAAAGACAUCUUAAUAAAGAAAAAAAAAAAAAAAAAAGAAACAAAAAAUUUAUAAGCAUGGAAGAAAAUAUAAUAAAACAAAAAAAGAUUGAAGAAGAAAACACAAAAAAAAUGUUAUUACUGUAUUUACAUAAAAGUUUAACUAUAUCUAUUAGUAAAAAAAUGAUUAAUUUUUUAUAUAAAAAGAAAAAAUAUAACAUGUCUCUCGUAAUUAUUAAUACAAUCUUAAAAAAUAUACCAACAUAUUCUUCAUUAAGAAGAAGAAUAAAAUUUUUAAAAGAGCUGUAUAAAAAAUAUGAACAAAAAUUUUAUGUAAAAACAGAAGAAGACCUCAAAAAAGCAAAUGACGAAAUUGAAAAAGAAUUAAAACAAACUUUAAAUACAAUUUGUGAUAUUCUUAUAAAUCUUUAUAUUAACAAAAUUCAUUUAUUAAAAAAAAUAAUGUACGACAUUUAUGAAUUUUUAAAAAAUGUUUCAUAUGUUAAUAAAUUAGAAAGUUAUGUUAACAAAAAUAAUUCAUUAAAUCUGUCUAUUUUUUUUGUAAAAUUAAAUCACUUAAUUGCUUUUAUUAAUUUUUGCAUUGAUUUAAGAAAAAAAAAAGGAAAUUAUUUUGAUGAAGUAAAUAAAAAUAAUGUAAAUUAUUUAAAUCAAGAAAAUUAUAUUUUAAAUAGUGAAUCAAAAAAAGUAACUUCCUAUAGUUACAAUAAUUAUAUUUAUGAAACUCCAAAAAAAAUACAUUCCAUGGAUAACUUUAACAUCAAUAACGAGCAAAUAAAAUUGAAAAAUUAUGGAAUAUGUGAAAAUAUAUGUAAUGAUGAAAUAAAAGAAAAAAUUUCCAUUAACAAAAACGAAGAAUGUAAUUCAAAACACCUGGUAAAUGGCUUUAUUAGUCCUGAUAUAUAUAAUCAAACAUAUAGCACAAAUCAAAUUAACUUAAAUUCUCAAAAAAACAAACAAAAGAAAAGUAGCACAGAAAUGUAUUUGAAGAAAUUCAAUGAUUCUAAUAUAGACCUAAAUUUUCUUGAAUUCCUUUUGGUUUUCUUUUGCGAAUAUUUUUAUUUCCUUUUACUUCCAUGCAUAUUUUUAUUACCAUUAUCAAAUGAAUGCAUAAUACAUGAUCAUGGAUCGGAAUUUUUUAAUAUCUUUAAUAUUAACUUACAAAUGAAACUGUUACAUAUUCUUUAUUACAAUAAGUUGGAUGUUAAAUAUUUAAAUAAUUCUAAUGUACUUUUAAAUCACAAUUUUUAUCAAAUUAAAAAUAAUUUAAAAAAUUCUGACAUUAAAAUGGAAGGUUGCCAAAAUAAUACAGAUAUUAAAGGAAAUAAAAUAAUUCCUUUGAAUAACAUAGAAGGUAAAUCUAAAAUUGAAGAUGUUGUAAUUUUAUUUAAAAUAAUGGAGAAUAUGAAAGCAAAAUAUAUAAAUGGAUGCAAUAUGUUUUUUGAAUACAUUAACAUGAAAUUAAAUUCAAAUUAUGAGAACAACAUAAAAGAACCCCUAUAUGGCGAGACUUUUCAAGAAUUAUUUUAUCAAUUCAUUAUAGCUGUUAUGUCUCUUUUUUAUUUUAUGAAAAUAAUUUAUAUUCCAUCGUCUUUUGUAAAAAGUAAAAAUGAAUUAGAAAUGUCAAUAAAUUACGAUGAGCAUAAUUCAAAUACUUAUGAUAAAAAUAGUAUUCAUGAAAAGCUCGAUAAAGAAAAAAUAAAAGAAGGUGUAGAUGUUGAUUUAGCAGAAAUAUCUGAUGAAAAAAAGUUAACUAAGGAUAGCUUUUCAACAAAUGAAGACACAAUAUCAUCCUUUGAUAAUGAAAAAUAUAUAGAAGAUUUCAAAUAUAAAAAUUACAUUUUAGAUAAGUUAUACCAUAUAAAUAUAAAAAAAUUGAUAUUUGGAAAAAAUUAUAUUGUUUGA